Molecule: messenger RNA, 1263 nt
Organism: Gopherus flavomarginatus (Mexican gopher tortoise)
Lineage: Eukaryota; Metazoa; Chordata; Testudines; Testudinidae
Product: olfactory receptor 14I1-like
Exons: 2
Coding region: 1-1263 (420 amino acids)
Biological process (GO): G protein-coupled receptor signaling pathway
Cellular component (GO): membrane
Molecular function (GO): olfactory receptor activity; G protein-coupled receptor activity
Source: RefSeq, a predicted model, not a curated record
AUGUCCAAUCAAACCACCGUGACCAAGUUCUUUCUCUUGGGAUUUUCUGACAUUCAGGAGCUGCAGAUUUUGCACUUUGUGGUGUUUCUAGUGAUUUACUUGGCAGCCCUGAUAGGGAAACUUCUCAUCGUCACAGCCGUAGCCCUCGACCACCAUCUUCACAUCCCCACGUACUUCUUCUUGAUGAAUCUUUCCAUCCUAGACCUUGGCUCCAUCUCUGUCACCAUCCCCAAAUCCAUGGCCAAUUCCCUCAUGAACACCAAGUUGAUUUCUUACCCUGGAUGUGUUACCCAAGUCUUUUUCUUCCUUUUUUUCAUGGGAGCAGAUUUUUCCCUUCUCACAGUCAUGGCGUAUGAUCGAUACCUCGCCAUCUGUCAGCCAUUGCAAUAUGAGAGAGUGAUGAACAGGGGAGCUUGUGUCCAAGUGGCAGCCAGUGCGUGGAUUAGUGGCAUUCUCAAUUCUGCACUGCACACUGGAAACAUGUUUGUAAUAUCCUUCUGCAGAGGCAAUGUGGUUGAUCAGUUCUUCUGUGAAAUCCCUCAGUUACUUAAGCUUGCCUGCUCUGAUGCCUACUUCAUUGAAACUAGGCUUCUUGUCUUUAGUGCAUGCUUAUAUUUUAGCUACUUUGCUUUAAUAAUUGUGUCAUAUGUUCAGAUCUUCAAAACAGUUCUGGGAAUCCCCUCUGAGCAGGGAAGGCUUAAAGUCUUCUCUACCUGCCUUCCUCACCUCAUUGUGGUCUCCUUGUUUAUUUGCACUGGCACAUUUGCCUACCUGAAACUCACCUCCAGGUCAGUGUCAGGUCUGGAUCUUGUGAUAGCUGUUCUCUAUUCUGUGAUGCCUCCAGUAAUGAAUCCAAUCCUCUAUAGCAUGAUAAAUAAAGAGAUCAAAGCUUCUGCAGCACCAAGUAUGUGGAAGGAGAUGGUCAAUAGAACUACCUUGAGCGAGUUCCUUCUUCUGGAUUUCUCUGACAUUCGAGAGCAACAGAUUUUAUACUCCAUGGUGUUCCUACUCAUUUAUCUAGCAGCUGUGACAGGGAACCUUCUUAUCAUUGCAGUUGUAGCCCUCGAUUGCCACCUUCUCACCCUCAUAUAUUUCUUCCUAUUCAACCUAUCCUUCCUAGACCUCUGCUACAUCUCUGUCACCAUCCCCAAGAUGUUUGCCGACUCCCUAAACAACACAGGUCCAUUUCCUUCUUUGGAUGCAUCACCCAAGUCUUUCUGGCUAUUUCACAUGCAGCCACAGAAUGUGCCUUUCUCUCCAUGA